Messenger RNA from Heteronotia binoei (common prickly gecko), 4049 nucleotides. RefSeq names its product extracellular leucine rich repeat and fibronectin type III domain containing 2 (gene ELFN2). The transcript is spliced from 3 exons. Gene Ontology annotation, cellular component: plasma membrane. The record is from RefSeq and is a predicted model, not a curated record. Gene Ontology annotation, molecular function: protein binding. The coding region runs from base 759 to 3173 and encodes 804 amino acids. Lineage: Eukaryota; Metazoa; Chordata; Lepidosauria; Squamata; Gekkonidae.
GCUACUAGAUCUCUGCCGGGAUGCAAAACUCGAACUUGGAGGAUCGCUUCCAAAGAAGCAGAAGGCGAAGAGCUUAGCAAUGAAUCCAUUGAAGCUUCGAUCCAUCAAAGAGCCAGAUCGACGAGUCACGGACCGUUCCUAAAUGUGAUUAAAUAUCCUUUUCUUCCAAAGCUCAGAGGGAACACGGAUUUACCUGACCGGGCUUCUUCACAAUUUGGUGUUCAAAGCACAGCAUCUCAAGAUUUUGGUGACAGAUGGAUCUCGCUCUCUUUUCCUCUCUCCCUCUUUACCCUCCCCCCUUUCUCCUCUCCCCAUAUAUUUCCCCCCUUUGAUCUGAAGUUCUGAAGCGACUUGGAGGGGACCCUCGAGAGAAAGAGGAGGAAGCAGCACUCAAGGAAUCUUAGCGACGCGGAGGCAGUUCUGCCUUAGAUUUCCGGACCACGUCAUGGUGUUCUGGAAGGGAGGGUGUGGAGGAGUUGCACAAAGAAGAUUCAUUGUUGUAGGUUUCAUUUUUCUUUUGCUUUGAGAAGAAGCACAAAUAUUUUUUUCCCCUCCUGUACAGUUUUUGCCCUGAUUGACAGCACUGUCUUUGUGUGAAAUGGGGCAUAUGUGACAAUGGUGGCAUCAGAUAGAACUGGAGUGUCUGUGCCCUGUGGUUGCUAAACUUCAAGGGUGUCACAUCCUCUAAUCUUUCCCUCCUACUAUUUUUUGGGGCUGAAAUUGUCUCUUUUAGCCUAAAGGGGGCACUGUAGCCCAACAUGUUCCGUCUGGGAUUUUGGGUAGCUACCCUGCUCUGCAUUUGUGCCCCUGGUGUGGUCCGCAGUGACUGCUGGCUUAUCGAGGGCGAUAAAGGUUAUGUAUGGCUCGCUAUCUGCAGCCAGAACCAGCCUCCAUAUGAGACUAUCCCUCAGCACAUCAACAGUACAGUGCAUGAUCUACGGCUAAACGAGAAUAAGCUCAAGGUGGUGCUCUACUCCUCCCUCAACCGCUUUGGCAACUUGACUGACCUCAACCUAACAAAAAAUGAGAUCUCGUACAUUGAGGAUGGAGCCUUCAUGGGACAGUCCAAUCUGCAGGUGCUGCAGCUGGGCUACAAUAAGCUCACCAACCUGACCGAGGGCAUGCUGCGUGGCAUGGGACGCCUCCAGUUCCUCUUUGUGCAGCACAACCUGAUUGAGGUGGUCACUCCCAAUGCGUUUGUGGAAUGCCCCAGCCUCAUCAGCAUUGACCUGUCCUCCAACCGCCUCAGCCGACUUGACGGCAACACUUUCACCAGCCUGAGCAACUUGAUGGUGUGUGAACUGGCUGGGAACCCUUUCAACUGUGACUGCAACCUCUAUGGUUUCCUCAUGUGGCUGGUGGCCUUCAACAAUGUCACAAAGAACUAUGACCGUCUGCAGUGUGAAACUCCUCGGGAAUUUGCUGGCUACCCACUUCUUGUGCCUCGGCCACAUCACAGCCGCAAUGCCAUCACCAUUUUCAAGUCGAUGUGUGGAGAUGGCCCCUUUCCGUCGAUUACCAGGCUCAAUCCCACACCAUUCAUGCCAGAUUCUCAGAGAGACCCGGACGACAAUGCUGAGAACUCUGGCAUUAACCCUGGAGACUUCCUCUCAGUCGAGCCUCCAGCAUCUUCCACCACUGAUUCCUCCUUUAACCCCAGCAUCAAGCUCCAGCAGGUGACUAUCACCUCAGCUGCCCUGGUGGUAACAAUCCCAUCGCCAUUCAGCAAGAUGUAUGUACUCGUUCAGUACAAUAACAGCUACAUUUCUGAUGUAAUGACUUUGAAAAAGAAGAAGGAAGUUGUCACUCUCACCCAUUUGAAGGCUCACACUGACUAUACAUUCUGUGUGGCUUCGAUACGCAAUUCAAAACGUUAUAAUCACACUUGCCUUUCCUUUGCCACCAGGAGCAAAGGGAGAGAAGAUCCAAUGCCCAACACUUCCACCACUACCCACUACAUUAUGACUAUAUUAGGCUGCCUUUUUGGAAUGGUUAUUAUCCUUGGCAUUGUCUAUUAUUGCCUGAGGAAGCGUAGGAUGCAAGAAGAGAAGCAAAAAUCCCUCAAUGUCAAGAAAACCAUUCUAGAGAUGCGUUAUGGCUCAGAUAUUGAUACCAGUUCAAUUGUUCAUGCAUCCCAGAAGCUGGGAGAGCCACCAGUCAUCCCUGUCUCACGGAUGUCCUCUCUUCCAUCGAUGAUUGGUGAUAAGAUGCCCUCAACCAAAUCUAUGGAUACUGGCAUGGAGACUCCCAAGGUUACCACCAAGGGCAAUUAUAUUGAGGUUCGGACAGGUGGGGGGGAUGGGCUGGAGAGGUCACAGAGGGACGAUGACCUGCACGAACUGGACAAUGGGCAAGGUUCAGCUGCUGAAAUCUCAACAAUUGCCAAGGAAGUAGACAAGGUGAACCAGAUAAUCAACAACUGCAUUGAUGCCCUUAAGCUGGACACAGCUUCUUUCUUGGGGGGAGGGGGUGGUGUUGACUCUGACAUGGGUUUUGAAUGCCAGUCCAUACCAGCUGGUUCAUCCAGUGGGCUGGAACGACCAAGUUUCCUCUCACCACCGUACAAGGAGAGCUCCCAUCAUCCCCUGCAGCGCCAACUCAGUGCAGAUGCUGCUGUGGCCAGGAAAACCUGCAGUGUCUCUUCCAGUGGCUCCAUCAAGAGUGCCAAGGUCUUCAGCCUUGAUGUACCUGACCACCCCCAGAUGGGUAAGGGAGACUCCAAGUACAUUGAAAAAGGCAGUCCACUCAACAGUCCUUUGGAUCGUCUUCCCCUUGUGUCCCCAGGUGCCAUCCAUCACCUGGAGGUGAAACCUUCUUACCACUGCAGUGAACACCGGCAUUCCUUCCCAGCUCUCUACUAUGAGGAGAGUGGUGACACCUUAAGCCAAAGGGUGUCCUUUCUUAAGCCACUCUCCCGUUCCAAGCGGGACUCCACAUAUUCUCAGCUCUCACCCAGACAUUAUUUCUCGGGCUAUUCCUCCAGCCCAGAGUACUCCUCAGAGAGCACCCAUAAGAUCUGGGAGCGUUUCCGGCCUUACAAGAAGCACCAUCGGGAGGAGGUUUACAUGGCGGCCGGCCACGCUCUGCGAAAGAAAGUCCAAUUUGCCAAGGAUGAGGAUCUGCACGAUAUCUUAGAUUACUGGAAAGGAGUCUCUGCUCAACAGAAGUUGUGACUCUGUCUUUAAAGGGAAGGGGGGGAAACACCACAAAAUUAACCCACCUGACUGUGAAAAACAAACAAACCUGACAAAAGAAACUGAAAACCAUUUCUUAAAGUUUACAAAAAAGAACAGAAAAAACCCCCAAGUGGAAUGAAUUGUCUCUAUUGUGUUACGGGGACCAUUGUUACUCCUUCAGAUGGUGGGGAGGAGACACUUGUUUUUAUACUGUGGUAUAGAGGGACAUCUGUUAGGGGGGAUGCUGGGCUUGUAGGUCACAGAGGUGGGAGGGGAAGGAUGCUAACCAGGCAUAGACUCAGACACUAACCAUCACUUUUCUGUUCCUGUUCUUAUUUUGUUUCAGAAGGAGAGCGAUUUUGCUUAUUCCCUUGACAACAGUAAGGGGUGCUAAUGUCACUUCCUUAUCCUUACCUUUCCUGCAUUUUCAAGGGCCUUUUCAAUGUCACUCUAGCUGUGUGAGAGUUGCUUUCCCAUGAAUGAUUCUCACAUAGCUGGGGUAAUGCUUAAAUGACUGACCUGCAUGGGCCGGGUUGAUCAUGUGGGUUCCAAUUAUGAAAGUUACCUCCCACUCUGGGAGGUGUAUGCAGGUUCUGUGGGAAAGUCUUGUACAAUAUGCCUUGUUCACAGGGGUGUGGUCAUUGAACUGCAGCCCCAGCUGUGAGAGAACCAUUCAUAGGAAAGCAUCUUCCAUGUUGCUGGGGUAACAUUAAGAGUCCCAAAGUCAAGAUGAGAUGAGGAGUAACACAACUGAAUGUCCUCUCAGUGCUCAGGAUCGUCUAAGCCUGUUGACAUGCUCCCACCUCUCCAUAUCUUUAUUAAGAUUUGCACAAGUGUAAACAAGAAUGAAAACAGAUUUUUCUUGGUAUAUCC